GGCCACGUGAGGGACGCACGUUCAGUGGGGCUCUCACGUGACCCGGGGCGCGCUGCGGCCGCCCGCGCGGACCCGGCGAGAGGCGGCGGCGGGAGCGGCGGUGAUGGACGGGUCCGGGGAGCAGCCCAGAGGCGGGGGGCCCACCAGCUCUGAGCAGAUCAUGAAGACAGGGGCCCUUUUGCUUCAGGGUUUCAUCCAGGAUCGAGCAGGGCGAAUGGGGGGGGAGACACCCGAGCUGGCCCUGGACCCAGUGCCUCAGGAUGCGUCCACCAAGAGGCUGAGCGAGUGUCUCAAGCGCAUCGGGGACGAACUGGACAGUAACAUGGAGCUGCAGAGGAUGAUUGCCGCCGUGGACACAGACUCCCCCCGAGAGGUCUUUUUCCGAGUGGCAGCUGACAUGUUUUCUGACGGCAACUUCAACUGGGGCCGUGUUGUCGCCCUUUUCUACUUUGCCAGCAAACUGGUGCUCAAGGCCCUGUGUACCAAGGUGCCCGAACUGAUCAGAACCAUCAUGGGCUGGACACUGGACUUCCUCCGGGAGCGGCUGUUGGGCUGGAUCCAAGACCAGGGUGGUUGGGACGGCCUCCUCUCCUACUUUGGGACGCCCACGUGGCAGACCGUGACCAUCUUGGUGGCUGGAGUACUCACCGCCUCCCUCACCAUCUGGAAGAAGAUGGGCUGAGGCCCCCAGCUGCCUUGAACUGUGUUUUCCUCCAUAAAUUAUGGCAUUUUUCUGGGAGGGGUGGGGAUUGGGGGACAUGGGCAUUUUUCUUACUUUUGUAAUUAUUGGGGGGGUGGGGAAGAGUGGUCUUGAGGGGGUAAUAAACCUCCUUCGGGACACA
Molecule: messenger RNA, 842 nt
Organism: Rhinopithecus roxellana (golden snub-nosed monkey)
Lineage: Eukaryota; Metazoa; Chordata; Mammalia; Primates; Cercopithecidae
Gene: BAX
Product: BCL2 associated X, apoptosis regulator
Exons: 6
Coding region: 104-682 (192 amino acids)
Biological process (GO): intrinsic apoptotic signaling pathway in response to DNA damage; mitochondrial fusion; release of cytochrome c from mitochondria
Cellular component (GO): mitochondrial outer membrane
Molecular function (GO): protein heterodimerization activity; protein homodimerization activity; channel activity
Source: RefSeq, a predicted model, not a curated record